UUUGAAGCUGUCACAUUUGCAGUUUAAAGAAGCUCCACCCCACAAAAGGCAAAUAAUUAUGAAAAAUUGUAUCUCAAAACUGAAAGACAUGAGUUAUUAAAACCAAUUUUAUUCCAACCUCUACCGAAGCUGGAUUAAUAAAAUGUCCGUGAGUUCCGGGAAUGGGAAGCUGCGUCAGUGGUUGAUCGAGCAGGUGGACACGGGGAAAUAUCCGGGUUUAGUGUGGGAGGACAGAGACCGGACCACCUUCCGCAUCCCAUGGAAACACGCCGGGAAACAAGAUUAUAACAGAGAUGAGGACGCGGCGCUGUUCAAGGCCUGGGCUCUGUUUAAGGGAAAGUAUCGUGAGGGUGUAGAUAAACCUGAUCCACCCACCUGGAAAACCCGUCUCAGGUGCGCACUGAACAAGAGCAGUGACUUUGAAGAGCUUGUGAAUCGAAGUCAACUGGACAUAUCAGAACCGUUUAAAGUUUAUAGAGUCAUUCCAGAGGGGAGUAAAAGAGCGCCAAAAUUAUAUGAUAAAGUUUCAUUGCCCUCAAGUCACCAUAACUACCCAUUAGACCCUUCAUAUGAGGCUCUGCAGGGUCAGGUGUGUAACUUCCUGUCUGCCAGUGAUAGGAGCUGGAGGGACUUCCUGUGUGAUCAGAAUCCAGUAUCAGAUAUUCACUCUCCAUUCAGUCAAAACCCUCACUGGGACACUGGGUACCAGAUAAGUGGAUCUUUCUACUGCUCCAGUUCACUGGACUCACCUCCGUCCCCCUUCGUUCUGGACACAAGCAUGAGAUCAGCAGAGGCCAUGGCACUCUCUGACGCCCGUCUGCAGGUAACCGUGUUCAGCGGCGAGUCUCUGGUCGCUGACGUCACGGUCAUGAGUGUACAGGGCUGUCGGCUGGUGCCUUAUGAUGAUAACUGGCCGUACAGUGGCCCGGAGCUGGUUUCUCUCCCUCAGACAGAGAGAGGAGAGCUGGAAGGUGGAGUUCAGCUCUGGAUGAUGCCCGACGGUCUGUACGCCCGGCGCUUCUGUGAGAGCAGAGUCUACUGCGACAUGACACACACAAACCCAAACACCAAACUCUGCAAACUGGAGAGAGAGCAAACCACCAAACUACUGGACACACAGCUGUUCCUAACAGAGCUCCAGGGAUUUGUCUUACAAUCUCGUCCUCCUCCACAUUUCCUUGUGCAGUUGAUUUUUGAGUGCUGUGACACCUCCACAGGCAAGAGGCCCUUGACAGUACAGGUGGAGCCGCUGUUUGCGCGUCAAUUGCUGCUCCUCACACAGCAGAGAGGCGUCAAUUACAUGAGAGGUGCCCAUGAACUUUCACCUUUGACCCCUGAUCAGAUAUUCCCCAACAAUCAAGAUUAUCCUCCCGCCAUCAGACACCAGAAUCACGACAAAUUCUUGCAAGAGUAAAGAGUGCAAGAGUUUCGAACAGAGAUUUGACUUUGUAUCGAAUAAAAAAAGAAAUACAACACAUACCGAUAUGCUGCACUUAUGAUUUUACACCCUAAAUGAAACCAGGAAAGUGAAAAAAAAAGUACAUAUAAAUAUGUCAAAGGAUUUGAUUAAUUUAGUUUCGAUGGCUGUCUUAUAUUUUCAUGCUUUGUAUUUCACUUUGUAAGCUUGAACUGUUUCUACGUUGUAAAAUUGCAACUCAACGGCAUCUCAGGGAUAAUGUUUGUAUUGUUCAUUGCGAUUAUAGAAGUGCAUUAAUGUCAACUUUCUUAAAAAAAAAAAAGAAAAAACAUAAAAAACAACACACUGAAGUGUGGAGUUGUCUAGUAGCAGCAAAUGAAGAUUGUGCUUCGGCACUCUACUGCUUUUCUUGCAAUGCCAGGAUACACAAGGUUGAAUUUCCAAACUAAUUUUAACCACUGAAAUUUUAAGAGGCGAAUUUGCAAAGCGAAAUAUGACCAAAUAUUACCUAUCGAUUAAUAAAGAUGAAAAUAAUAAUAAUAAUAAUAUUUUGGAACUGAACUUUGGAAGGUGAAUAUUAAUUAUUGAAUUUAUUAUUAAUGUUGAAAUUUUGUGCAAAAUGUAUUCUAUGGAAAUAUUCACAGCCCAAAUAUACAACCAUAAGAAACUGCAUCCCAAAACAUGCAAGCACUGUUAAUUCAAUGUGUUUGUUCUUGGCAAAAUAGACACGUAUGGUAAGAAAUGGGACAGCCUUUGUGGAGGGCGAGAAACAGAAUUGUGGUGAUAAUUGUAAAUUCUAUUCCUUGUGGAAUUCUUUCUUUCUCUUUGUUUGUUGAUUUUUAUGUUCUCAGAUAUUUUCUUUUGUUUGUUUGCUUAUAUGUGUGCAUGGUGUAAUUUAGGCUUUGACCACAGGGAUAUUUGUUGAGGGGCAGGGUGGAGUUGGGAAGGGGGUUAUAACGGAAGUUAAGUUGAUUCUGUGUGUAUAUAUAUUCUGUUUAUUCCAUAUUUCACAUAAGAAUCAAUAAAAAUACUCAUAUCAAAAUUCAAUGUGUUUGUUUUUCAAUUUGUGCAAUUCAGCAUGCUUUUAUUCCAAAAACAUACUGUAUGUCAUGAAAGGGAUAGUUCACCCAAAAAUGAAAAUUGUCUCAUUUACUCACCCCCUCAAUGCCAUCCUAGGUGUGUAUGACUUUCUUUCAUCACCAGAACACAUUUGAAGAAAAAUAGAAAAAUAUCUCAGCAGGUCCUUAAAAUGCAAGUGGAUGGUGAUCAGACUUUUGAAGCUCCAAAAAUCACAGAUAGUCAGCAUAAGCGUCAUCGACACGAGCAAUGGACUGUAGUUAAAAAGUACUUAAAUAUUGAUCUUUUUCACAACAAAAGAGAUCGUAUCACUUUAGAAGACAUUAAUUUAACCACUGGAGUCGUAUGGAUGAUGUUUACACUGACUGUCUGU
This is a messenger RNA of Myxocyprinus asiaticus (Chinese sucker), 2867 nucleotides long. It is a transcript of the gene irf4l, whose product is annotated as interferon regulatory factor 4 like. The transcript has 9 exons. Gene Ontology annotation, biological process: regulation of transcription by RNA polymerase II; immune system process. Gene Ontology annotation, molecular function: protein binding; DNA-binding transcription factor activity, RNA polymerase II-specific; RNA polymerase II cis-regulatory region sequence-specific DNA binding. Gene Ontology annotation, cellular component: nucleus. Lineage: Eukaryota; Metazoa; Chordata; Actinopteri; Cypriniformes; Catostomidae. Bases 143 to 1414 code for a protein of 423 amino acids. The record is from RefSeq and is a predicted model, not a curated record.